AUGGCUGGCUUUCGAAGUGCCCCGGCCGCUGGAAGAGCGACUGCCGACCCGGGCCAGCGAUCUUUACCAAUCCCCUGGACCCUGGCGGCUACGGAUGAGUGCUCUGAUUGGGAGAGGGAGACACACGCGAAGUCGUGGAACUUGGCCAUGUUGAAGGCUCUGAGGCGUUGGUCUCACAACGGCACUGGCCUGAGGACUGGGGGUCAGCAGCCUUCUGGAGAUGGCUCGAGCAUCUGGGCGACGACUCCGGUGCGGAAGUUCUUGCGCUACGUCUUCGACUACCUCAAGAUCCGCACCUUUCUGGACGUGCCUUGCGGGGAUAUGACGUGGAUGCCAGAGGUGGACCUGAGGGGUGUCGAGUAUUUUGGCGGUGAUCUGUCGUCUGCGCUGGUGGCGAGUCAUCUACAGCGAUUUGCUGGAGACAGACGUUUCGCAAACAAGUUCGCUCGGUUUGACAUCACCUGUAUGAUACCACCACGAGUUGACCUGAUCCAUGCCCGAGAUGUCUUCAUGCACAUCGAUACCGACUUGUCACUUCGGGCUAUACGAAAUUUCGAAGGGAGCGGAUCCAAAUACCUCGUGGUUCCACAUUGGCCGUUUUCCGAUGGGUCAUCAAACGAGUAUCACCCGGCUAACUUCGAGCUGGCUUAUCAAAACGUGCACAACCUGAACCCAAAGGCAUCCCAAGUUAUAGGAUAUCACCAUUACAACCUCGAGCUACCUCCCUAUUGCUUCCCGGCACCGCUAUACUGGAUUCGCAAUUCAGCCAUCGCUGAGCGGAAUGGAUGGCUGGGAGUUUGGGCUUUGCCGGCGCUGGGGCGUGGGCAGCACUCCAAGUGCAUAGCCCACACUGCGUGGUUCGACACCAUUUGCCACAGCCGCUUCAACUGUUUCGACACCCAAGAGGAGCGGCGCGACUGCUUGGCCGGAAAUUCCAGAUCAGAAUCCCCAUGUUGUACUGCGUUACAUCUCAUUCAAAGGCUACAUCGCCUGGACACGGGCGCGAUGUGGUUCGUUGAGCCGCAGGAGGUGCAAUCUUUGUGCUCGGAUUUCGUGCGCCUACCGACGGGGUCACUUGUGCUGGAGGAGCAGAUGACAAUGUGCUCGCGGGCUGUGCUGGCCUUGGCUGAGUUUGCUUACGAGACACACGAUGGUGAGGGAACAAAUCUACAGACAAAUGAAUCUUGCUCGACAGUGUCCGUGCAUGCCCGCUACCCUCUUCUAGCCGAGGAGGACCAGGUCCUCUCCGAGCAACACCAGAAGCAACGCGUGCAGUGGUUUGACCGGGCCUACCGCAUUCACACGCACCUGGGUUCUGGUUGGUCAUACCAGCUCAAUGGGAGGAAGUUGUUGAUGUCCCUGGCAAAUCACACUGCAGCCUGCGACGAACUGGAGCAAGGAUGUGCCUUAUUCAACCCAUGGGAGCCAAAGCGAUGCUUUGCUCAUCAUCCCUUGGUGAAGUCAUGGUCCCCGUCCUGCAGCAGGAGGCCUCAGAUCCCAGGAAGGCCUCUCAGGGAAGUGGCAGGUCCGGUCAGGGACUGGCUCGGCCUUCGACAGGACUGCGGUCACAGCGAAAGUGAGGGAAGUCGGUCGAUCCCCCAAAUCCGACCCGACACGUCAGUGACGCGUGCGCUGGAGUGUGCAGGAUUGCCAUGGGGUCCGGUCGCGGGAGAGGACUACUUCGAGACAAUCUCCCUGCUGGCAGCUGUUGAAGAUGCAGUAGACCUCCAUGAGAACACCACUCACAUGCUGAUCGGAGCAGAGGGAUUUAUUAGUCUGGUCGUCUUUAUCAUGAAGCUGAUGCUGGCGAUUCUCGUUCUUGUGAUGGCAGUCAUGAUGGUGAUGUUGAUGUUAGCACUGAUGGUGGCGGAUCUGGACGAGGUCGCCACAGAGUGUUCGAAGGUGCCAGGAGUCGGGAAGGUCCAAACCUUUCCCGUGGACCUUUCCGACCGGGAAGGGGUGGAUUCCCUCGCUUCCUUCGUGGACAGCUGCGGAGGUUGCGAUGUCUUGGUGAACAAUGCUGGCCGGGUGUCGCCGGGAAGUGCUUCAGAGGGCGACGUGGACGACUGGGACAAGAUGAUCUACCUGAACCUGAAUGGAGUGAUGCGACUGACUCGGCGACUGAUCCCGAACAUGGCCGCGAAGAAAUGGGGCGCCCUCAUCAACCUCGGGAGCAUUGCGGCAAUCGAGGGCAUGUCGGGCAGCCAGGCUGCUUAUGCCGCUACGAAGCACGGACUGCGUGGUUGGAAUCACAGCAUCUAUCAAGGUCUGCGACAUGACAACAUCAAAGUUAUGCUGAUCAACCCGGCCUUUGUCAACACGCCCUUGGUCACUGGCAUGGGCAACGACAAGUUGCUGCCAGAACGGAUGAUCCAGCCUGAGGAUGUCGCAGAAGUGUGCCUUCUGCCUUUCAGGAUGUCGCCCGGCUGCGUGCCAUCCGAAGUUACUCUGCGAUUGACGCUGAGCGCUUUCAAGUCCUGA
Messenger RNA from Symbiodinium sp. CCMP2592, 2481 nucleotides. Lineage: Eukaryota; Dinophyceae; Suessiales; Symbiodiniaceae. The record is from the annotation of a GenBank genome assembly.